Manihot esculenta (cassava) is the source of this 6078-nucleotide messenger RNA. Its product is annotated as dicer-like protein 4. The transcript is spliced from 25 exons. The coding region runs from base 200 to 5173 and encodes 1657 amino acids. Gene Ontology annotation, molecular function: protein binding; ATP binding; ribonuclease III activity. Gene Ontology annotation, biological process: siRNA processing. NCBI's taxonomy places the organism in Eukaryota, Viridiplantae, Streptophyta, Magnoliopsida, Malpighiales, Euphorbiaceae. Gene Ontology annotation, cellular component: nucleus; cytoplasm. The record is from RefSeq and is a predicted model, not a curated record.
CGCUUGAGAAUCCAUCCAAAGAUUUUAUACCAAACAUCUCACUCAAGUCCCGUUUCAUUUUCCUUCUCUCUGUCCUCUGUCUAUCUCCUGUAAUAACUCACUAGACCCUGAAGAGAGCCCGAGCAAAACGGAACCACAACCUCUUCGAUCAUCUUUCCAUUAACUCUUUUCAAUCCUUCACGUACACUUCGUCGCACACAUGCCCGACUGUGAAGGCACCUGCGGAGAUGAUCUUCCGUCCUCCCCUGACAGUACUACCACCAGUGCUGUCUUGCGGAUUAGUACUGAUCAUGGAGAGGAUUCCACCUCCGUACCUCAAAAACCUCAUAAAGAUCCCAGAAAGAUUGCUAGAAAGUAUCAGUUGGAAUUAUGCAAGAAAGCUUUGGAGGAGAACAUAAUUGUUUAUUUGGGAACAGGUUGUGGCAAGACCCACAUUGCUGUGUUGCUUAUUUAUGAGUUGGGUCACUUGAUAAGAAAACCUCAGAAGAGUGUAUGUGUUUUUCUUGCACCCACUGUUGCCCUUGUUCAUCAGCAAGCCAAGGUUAUAGAAGAAUCUAUUGAUUUCAAGGUCGGGAUAUAUUGUGGGAGCUCCAAGCACUCAAAGAAUCACUACGAUUGGGAAAAAGAGAUUGAACAAUAUGAGGUUCUUGUAAUGACUCCUCAGAUACUACUGCAUAACUUAAGUCAUAGCUUCAUCAAGAUGGAGUUAAUUUCUCUUUUGAUAUUUGAUGAGUGCCAUCAUGCUCAACUCAAAAGCAAUCAUCCUUAUGCUGAAAUCAUGAGAGUAUUCUACAAUGCUAAUGAUGGAAAACUUCCCCGUAUAUUUGGCAUGACUGCAUCUCCAGUUGUGGGGAAAGGUGCUUCUAAUCAUACAAAUUUACCAAAGAGCAUCAACAGUCUUGAAAAUUUACUUGAUGCUAAGGUUUAUUCAGUUGAAGACAAUGAAGAGCUGGAACGUUUUGUAGCAUCUCCUGUAGUUAAAAUAUAUCUGUAUGGUCCUGUUGCAAAUGGCACAUCAAUUAACUAUAUGACUUAUUGUAGUAAGCUGGAGGAGAUAAAACACACUUGCAUAUCAGAACUUCACAAGAAGGUGGACGAUUGUCAAAGUCUUCAGGGUCUUCGAAGUACGAAAAAGGUUCUCAGUAGAAUGCAUGACAAUGUGGUAUUUUGUUUGGAAACGCUUGGCCUUUGGGGGGCACUACAGGCUUGUCAAAUUCUUUUGAGUGGUGAUCCCUCUGAAUGGAAUGCAUUGAUAGAAGCGGAAGGACAUAUCAGUAAUGACUCUGUUUGUGAUAGAUACCUAUCUCAGUCUGCAAAUUUCUUGGCUGCUGUCUGCACAACAGAUGGCAUGGCAUCUGAUAUCUCUGGUGUUGAGGUUCUGAAUGAGCCUUUUUUCUCAAGAAAGCUUUUACGCCUUAUUGGAAUCCUUUCCACCUUCAGGUUGCAACCAAAUAUGAAGUGUAUAAUUUUUGUAAACAGGAUCGUUACUGCAAGAUCCCUUUCAUACGUAUUGCAAAAUCUUAAGUUCUUAACUUCUUGGAAUUGUGAUUUUCUUGUUGGGGUCCAUUGUGGACUGAGGAGUGUGUCUCGAAAGUCCAUGAACGACAUUCUUGAGAAGUUUCGAACUGGAAAGUUGAAUUUAUUGAUUGCUACUAAAGUGGGUGAAGAAGGACUUGAUAUUCAGACAUGCUGCCUUGUUAUACGGUUUGAUCUGCCAGAAACUGUUGCCAGCUUCAUACAAUCUAGAGGACGUGCGCGUAUGCCUCAGUCUGAAUAUGCAUUUUUGGUGGACAGUGGCAGCCAGAAGGAGCUAGACUUGAUAGAAAGUUUUAGAAAAGAUGAAAAUCAAAUGAAUAUGGAAAUUUCUUCGAGAACAUCUAAGGAGACAUUCAUUGGUCUUGAGGAAAAAGUAUAUAAAGUAGAUAUAACUGGUGCUUCUGUCAGUUCUGCAUAUAGCAUCUCAUUACUGCACCAUUACUGCUCUAAACUUCCACACGAUGAGUAUUUUGAUCCCAAGCCAAAUUUUUUUUAUUUUGAUGAUUUAGGAGGAACUAUAUGCCACAUAAUUUUUCCCUCCAAUGCUCCUCUACAUCAAAUUGUUGGCAAACCACAACCUUCACAAGAAGCUGCUAAAAAAGAUGCUUGUCUGCUGGCAAUUGAACAAUUGCAUAAGCUGGGUGCAUUGAGCAAUUUUCUUUUGCCACAUCAAGAAGAUGCAGAUGAAGAGUCAGCGUUGCCUUCUUCUGAUUAUGACAAUUUUGAAGAUGAGGGUUCUCGAGGUGAACUGCAUGAGAUGCUAGUUCCUGCUUUAUUGAAGGAGUCAUGGACUACUUCAGAGAACUGGAUCUAUCUACAUUCUUACUAUUUAGAAUUUUGUCCUGUUCCUCGGGACAGGACAUAUAAAAAGUUUGGUCUUUUUGUCAAGGCACCUCUACCCCAAGAGGCUGAACAAUUGCAACUUGAUCUUCAUCUUGCUCGUGGUAGAUAUGUGACAACAAAGCUCGUCCCGUUGGGACUUGUGAAAUUUAAUACAGAUGAGAUCACAAUGGCAAUGAAUUUUCAAGAAAUGUUUCUAAAAGUCAUCCUUGACCGAUCAGAACUCAUUUCAGAAUUUGUUUCCUUGGGGAAGGAUUCUUUUUGUAAAUCAAGCUUUACUUUCUACUUGUUGCUUCCUGUCAUUCUGUGGGGCUGUGGAAAUGGAGUGACAGUUGAUUGGGAUAUUAUAAGAAGUUGUUUAUUGUCUCCUGUUUUCGGAAACAUGCAAAAAGAAAAUUUUCCUUCAGGUUCUCAUUUGCAACUUGCCAAUGGUUGCAGAAGUAUAAGGGAUAUUGAGAAUAGUUUAGUUUACGUGGCACAUAAGAAACAGUUCUACUUUGUCACUAACGUAGUUCACGGAAAGAAUGGUCUGAGCCCACACAAAUGUUCAAGCGCUCAAAGUCAUCUGGAAUACCUAAGUGAAAUGUUUGGCAUUCAACUUAAAUAUCCUAAACAACCUCUUCUUCAUGCAAAACCACUCUUUUGUUUGCACAACUUGCUACACAACCGAAGACAAGAGGAUUCUGAAACACAAGAAUUGGAUGAAUACUUCAUUGAUAUGCCUGCUGAACUUUGUGAGUUGAAGAUAAUAGGCUUCUCUAAAGAUAUUGGAAGUUCAGUUUCUCUAUUACCAUCAAUCAUGCAUCGUUUGGAAAACUUGCUUGUAGCCAUUGAAUUGAAGAGCUUGUUAUCAGCUUCAUUCUCAGAGGGAGCUGAAGUUUCUGCCUUUAGAGUAAGGCCAUACUGCAGAAUAAUUGCUUCUUCAUAUCAGGUAUUAGAAGCACUUACCACAGAGAAGUGUCAGGAGCGUCUAUCUCUUGAAAGACUUGAAAUUCUGGGUGAUGCUUUUCUCAAAUUUGCAGUUGGUCGACAUCUUUUUCUUUUGCAUGAUACUCUUGAUGAAGGGGAACUUACUAGGAAACGUUCUAAUGUUGUAAAUAAUUCCAAUUUGUUAAAGCUAGCAAGAAGCAGAAACUUGCAGGUAUACAUACGUGAUCAACCUUUUGAUCCCUGCCAAUUUUUUGCCCUGGGUCGUCCUUGCCGUAGAAUUUGUACUGAGGAAUCAGAAGGAAAUAUUCAUUCUCAAAACAGAAGCCAUGGCCAUGGCCAAGCAAAUGCUAAUGAUGUCAGAUGUAGUAAAGGUCACCACUGGUUACAUAGGAAAACAAUUGCUGAUGUAGUUGAGGCUCUUGUUGGGGCAUUUAUUGUUGAUAGUGGCUUCAAAGCAGCGACUGCAUUUCUUAAAUGGCUGGGAAUCAGAGUUGACUUUGAAGCUUCAGAAGUUAUCAAGGUCUGCCUAGCAAGUGAUAGCUUCCUGCCACUUGCUCGUUCCAUAGACAUGGUUGCCCUUGAAAAUUUAUUGGGUCAUCAAUUUCUCCGUAGAGGUCUGCUUCUACAAGCAUUUGUGCAUCCUUCCUACAACAAGCAUGGAGGAGGCUGCUAUCAGAGACUCGAGUUUCUUGGGGAUGCUGUAUUGGAUUACUUAAUCACAUCAUAUCUCUUUUCUGUUUAUCCCAAGUUGAAGCCUGGUCACUUAACAGAUCUGAGAUCGGCAUUGGUGAAUAACAGAGCCUUUGCCAAUGUUGCAAUUGGUCGAUCUUUCCACAAGUUUCUUAUAUGUGAUUCCAGCAACCUUUCAGAGGCAAUAAAAAAUUAUGCGGAUAGUGUUAAAACACCAGCAUCAGGAAGAAGUUUACUUGAAGGCCCAAAAUGUCCCAAGGUGCUUGGCGACUUGGUGGAGUCUUGUAUGGGUGCCAUUCUUAUAGACACAGGGUUCAAUCUGAACUGCAUCUGGAAGUUAAUGCUAUCAUUCUUGGGUCCUGUUUUGAAUUCCCCCAAUGUACGACUGAAUCCUUUUAGAGAACUACAAGAACUUUGUCAAUCUCAUAAUUGGGAUUUGCGGUUUCCCACAUUAAAGAAGGGUAAAAGUUUUUUCGUUGAAGCAAAAGUAGAUGGUAAAGAUGUAUGUCUUACUACUUCUGCGAGCAACUCAAACAAAAAAGAGGCUAUUAGAAUUGCUUCAGAGCAAAUUUUUGUGAAGUUGAAGGAUCGAGGAUACAGUCGCAAGUCUAACUAUUUGGAGGAAGUUUUAAGAUCUAGCCAAAAGAUGGAAGCCAAAUUGAUUGGAUAUGACGAAACCCCCAUAGAUAUUACUGCUUCUUGUGCCAGUGAUAAGGUUGAAAUCUUGAAGAUCCAAGAGCCUGUUGGCAGCAACUUUCACCCUAAAAUUAAUUCCAUGAGUAAACCAGGCAAUAUUUGUCGGCCUGACUUUGUCGGUGCAAGUAAACAGCCCCCAUCUCACUUAGCAUGUGUUGGAGAGCAGCAUAAUGAAACUAUUGCUUAUCCUAGAUCUGAUACAGAUCCACCGGCCACAGAUGGAUCACAUCAUGGAUCAGCAAAAUCACGUUUGCAUGAAAUAUGUGAUGCUAACUGUUGGAAACCACCUUUGUUUGAAUGCUGCAACGAGGAAGGACCAAGCCACUUGAAGUCUUUCACUUACAAGGUGGUUGUGGAAAUAGAAGCACCUGAUAUGCUUCUGGAAUGUUAUGGGGCUCCCAGGAUGAAAAAGAAAGCUGCUGCCGAGCAUGCAGCCGAAGGGGCACUUUGGUACUUGAAACAUAGCAGACGCAUACUUUAAAGCGAAACGAUAUUGUUAUUUAAACCAUGCAAAUGGAAAACCCAUUCUUUGUCCUGCACUUUGGGCACCACCAUGUAAAUGUAAAAUCCACAAAUAUGUCUAAUUAUAAGCCUUUUCUUUAAGAUGUAUAGAGAAUAAUCAAUGACUUGAGACGUUUGCUUGUAUCACGAAAAAUGUGGAUGUGUCUAAUUGGUGAAGAAGAGCAUGUCUAUUUGAUCAAAAGAUUACCCUUGUAGUAAAGAAAUCUUAAAAUUUGAUAUUUUUUUUUCAGUAUUUAUCUGGGAAGGGGGAGAACGAAUUGAGUCCUGUUUUGCCAAUUCAUUUACUGGGUAUUUAAUUACUCUUUAGAAUAAUUUCAUUUGAAUUUUUUUAAAUGACCAUAUUAAAUUGUAAGCAUUAUAUUUUAAUGUAAAUCUAGCAUAAUUUAAGAAUACCACAACGAAAAUAACAGAAUUAGCUUGUCUAUUCUUUAAAAAAAAAAAAAAAAAAAUACAAAUAGCUCGUCUAGAGUCCGCUAUUGGUUGUUCUAGAGUCAUUCGUCCUCGAAAAUGAGUGGUUUGAUGUUGAAUGGUGGCUUCUGCUAGAGUGCUGGUUCGGGUUUAUCAAUAAAUUCACCAAAAUAACCUUAUUACACACUGCCCCAUCUUUCUACCGCAGGGUAAUUUGGGGAUGAAACGGAAAGAGGAGGCUAAUAUAAGGGGAAGAGGUAGCCAACGAACAGAUCCAGCACUCGUUAGUUUAAGAAUGAGGCUUUGCUCUCGGAGAGGCGGAUGGGUUUUAUUGGUAGGGCGGUCGCCUUCAUCUCCGAAUGCCUGCGGAGCCGAUGAUUUCCCUGUUGUUUCUGUAAAGUCAACCGCCCUAUCUGUGUAUAUGUGUCUAUAUAUAUGCAUCUUUUUUCAUCAUCA